Messenger RNA from Malurus melanocephalus (red-backed fairy wren), 889 nucleotides. RefSeq names its product class I histocompatibility antigen, F10 alpha chain-like. The annotation marks the transcript as partial. Gene Ontology annotation, cellular component: external side of plasma membrane. The transcript has 4 exons. Gene Ontology annotation, biological process: immune response. NCBI's taxonomy places the organism in Eukaryota, Metazoa, Chordata, Aves, Passeriformes, Maluridae. The record is from RefSeq and is a predicted model, not a curated record.
CCACAGAGAUCGAUCUGUGAUGGCUCCAGCGCCGGGUCUGGGGGUGCUCCUGGGGCUCCUGGCGCUCCUGGGGGCCCCGGGGGGAGCGACGAGAGUUCUCCACUCCCUGCGUUACCAGUAUGUGGCGGUGUCAGAGCCAGGCCCGGGGCUCCCCCAGUACAUGGAAAUGGGGUACCUGGAUGGGAUCCCCUUUGACCGAUAUGACAGCGAGCGGGGCCGGGCAGAGCCACUGACACCGUGGAUGAAGGACGGACCCGAGCCGGGAUAUUGGGAAAGUGAGACUGAGAUCUCCAAGGGGAACCAGCUCGUGAAUGCCAGGAACCUGGAGACGCUGCAGGGCCGGUACAACCAGAGCAGGGGUCUCCACACAGUGCACCAGGUUUAUGGCUGUGACCUCCUGUCUGAUGGGAGUGUCCGUGGAUUCCGCCAGGAAGGCUACGAUGGGUGGGAUUUCGUCUCCUUCGAUCCGGGAUCCAAGAGCUUCGUGGCGGCCGACAGCGCUGCCCAGGUCACCACGAGGCGCUGGAAUGCUGACAAGAACUAUAUAGAGCAUUGGAUGGAUUACCUGGAGCACACCUGCAGGGAAGAGCUCCAGGAAUAUGUCAGAUACGGGCAGGAGGAGCUGGAGCGCAAAGAGCCCCCUGAUGUCCACGUGUCUGGAAAAGAGGAAUACGGGAUCCUGACCUUGUCCUGCCACGCGUACGGAUUCUACCCCAGGACCAUCGCAGUCAGCUGGAUGAAGGGGGAUGAAAUCCGGGAUCAGGAGACGCAGUGGGGCGGGAUCGUUCCCAACAGCGACGGCACCUUCCACACCUGGGCCAGGAUCGAGGCGCAGCCGGAGGAGCGGGAGCAGUACCGGUGCCGGGUGGAGCAUCCCGGAAUGCCGGAG